Pogonomyrmex barbatus (red harvester ant) is the source of this 1823-nucleotide messenger RNA. RefSeq names its product beta-catenin-like protein 1. Lineage: Eukaryota; Metazoa; Arthropoda; Insecta; Hymenoptera; Formicidae. Gene Ontology annotation, cellular component: spliceosomal complex. Gene Ontology annotation, molecular function: protein binding. The record is from RefSeq and is a predicted model, not a curated record.
CAUACUUUGUUUCCCCCCUUAUAUUUGUGUUUACACUUUCCCGCACAAGUGAUAAUUUUUAAAAUUAGGUGAUCUAUUUUUGACAAAUGGAUAUCGGAGAAUUGUUAUCUUAUAAGCCCCCAAAUACUCCAAAACGACCGACAGCCGGGGAGGAAGACGACGAAGAUGAAUGGGAGAGUGCGAAGAAGCCAAAGAGAGUGAUAAAGACACCGUACCAUGCACGUCAACGGCAACCCAAGGAACUUGAUGUGGUACCCUCUAGGAAUGAUGAACCUGCUACACCUGUCAGGGCUGCUUUGCCCUCACCAGCUAAUGAUGUUGUUGAACCACAAUUAACAGAAAAGGAGAAGCAAGACAUAUUGAAAUAUGUAGAAACUGAAGCACCUGAAGUCGAGGCAUUGGAUGAAGCAACGCUCAAACGUAUGAUUCUUUUAUUUGAGAAACGAGCUCUAAGAAAUCAAGAAAUGAGAGUCAAGUUUCCAGAUCAGCCAGAAAAAUUUAUGGAAUCUGAGGUUGAAUUGCAUGAGACUUUGCAAGAGCUUCAUAUUAUAGCAACCAAUCCAGAUCUAUAUCAGUUAAUGGUAGAGUUAGGCGCAGUACCUUCUCUACUUGAAUUGCUUUCUCAUGAAAAUACUGAUAUAGCAGUUGGUGUGGUAGAUCUUUUGCAGGAGUUGACCGAUGUAGAUAUAUUGCAUGAAAGUCAUGAAGGUGCAGACACACUUAUUGAUGCUUUAUUGGAGCAACAGGUUUGUGCUCUUUUGGUGCAAAAUCUUGAGAGGCUUGACGAAGCAGUGAAAGAAGAAAGUGAUGGCGUCUAUAACACACUUGCUAUUUUUGAAAAUCUUUUGGAGUUUAGACCAGAUCUAUGUGCAGAUGCAGGAAAGCAAGGUCUAAUGCAGUGGCUAUUGCGUCGAAUCAAAACGAAAACUCCUUUUGAUGCGAAUAAACUUUAUGCUAGUGAACUCCUGUCUAUACUUUUGCAACACACGCCAGAGAAUAGACUUCUUCUUGGUGAUUUAGAUGGAAUUGAUGUUUUGUUACAACAAUUAGCUUACUACAAAAGACAUGAUCCACAAACUGCGGAGGAACAGGAGAUGAUGGAAAAUUUAUUUAACGUCUUGUGCUCAAGCUUAAUGGCUACUGUAAAUCGUGACAGGUUCCUACGUGGAGAAGGUCUUCAACUUAUGAAUUUAAUGUUACGAGAGAAAAAAAUGUCACGAAACGGAUCUCUCAAAGUUUUAGAUCAUGCUAUGAACGGUCCAGAUGGAAAAGAUAAUUGCAGCAAGUUUGUAGAUAUUCUUGGAUUGCGAACUAUAUUUCCCUUGUUUAUGAAAACUCCAACAAAGAAUAGGAAAAAAAUGCUAACUGCUGAAGAGCAUGAAGAACAUGUGAUUUCAAUCAUAGCAAGCAUGUUGAAAAAUUGCAAAGGACAACAACGUCAAAGACUACUUAGUAAAUUUACGGAGAAUGAUUACGAGAAAGUGGAUCGAUUGAUGGAAUUACAUUUUAAGUAUCUUGAAAAGGUAGAGGAAGUGGAGAAAAAUGGGAAGGAGGAUGAGGACGAAGAAGAAUCUUACUUAAGAAGAUUAGACGGUGGAUUAUUUAUAUUACAAUUAGUAGAUUAUGUACUUUUAGAAGCUUGCACUGGCUGUCCGCCUGCAGUAAAGCAACGAGUGACAAGAAUUUUGGCGCAGAGAAGAGCAUCCCUUAAAACAAUUCGACACAUCAUGAGAGAAUAUGCUGGUAACUUAGGAGACGCUGGCGAUACAGAAUGGAAAGAAGCGGAGCAACAACAUAUCUUACAAUUAAUUGACAAAUUUUGA